UCCAGAUGUGUGCACAUAAAGCAGCAUUAAAUAUUGGUCAUAAAUAGGCCAUCUGGUUCAUUGUUGUGCUACGAAGACUUGCAUGCAGGCGGAUACAAGUAGGUCCAUACGCAGCUGGGCUUUCUUGGUGGCAUUAGGAUGGUCAUCGCAUUAUAUUGUUUGAAGAGAGGAGAGAGCGAGAGGGAGGAAGCUGGAGAGCUAGAGAGCAAACACGACCUGGAGACGAAGAGACAUCUCAACAGGGAGGGUUGGAGUGGAAGGGAGCGGUGAGCAGUGCGUAUCACAGUAAGCAACACAGAGAGAGAGGGAGAAGAGAGAGUGCGUGAGCUAGCUAGUGAGCAAAGCUUUCUAAUUCCCUCUCGUAAGCGUGCCUCAUUCAGAAAAACCCCCGGAUACGAUGAAAAGAUAGGUUUCAAUGCAGAUUCUGUAAAAGACACGUCUGGUAGUGGUGGUCACAGUCGAGAUGGGAUCAGACCAAGCGCAAGGUGGAAACAAAGAAGAGUAACGAAGAGAAGUGAGCCAGCUUCCCAGCUGAAAUGUGUUGCCGCGGGAAACGCAAUGUUCUACUCCAGCGUUUAAGACCAAACUAAUCGUCAUUUUGCAAACCUGCAGUUACUGUUAUCUCUUUUGCUUCUUUAAUGUGCUAUUGUCCGUAAAACCCUUUUAUCCUUCUGGGAACCCAGCGUGCCCAGUUAACAAUUCAAGACUCCUCAUUGGAAGGCAGAGCAUGCAACUGCACUGAGACGGAGACGGAGAAGAGAGCAAGAGAGUGAGAGAGAGCGAGGCUCCAGAAGAACGUUCAGCUCUCAGGCUCCACACUUGCCAUGGACUGCCGUGCUCCUCCUGCUGCAGCCCAACCCUCUACUCCACUCUAGUGGGAUCCCCUCCUCCUUGCCGGUGGCAUCCACCCUGCGAGUCAGCGCACAUCUGAUACCAUCCAUAGCCUCUGCUGGGUCCUCCAGCCCCCUCCCCCCACCCUCUCCCUUUCCCCAGAAAGAUGUCAGUAAGCCUGGCAACGGACAUCCAGCAGCAGGGAGAGAGUGGGCCGCUCACCGAGCCCUGUAGCCGAGGCAUGGGCUCCCCCCAACCUCAGGCCACCAAGGAUGGGAACGGGGAGGGCCUGGAGCCCGACGACGGCUCCCUGCACGAUGCACAGAGACGGGCGCCUAACCACAGCCAUAGCAGGAAAAGGCCUAAGUCCAAUGCCAAGCUGAAGCUGGUACGGAGUCUAGCGGUGUGUGAAGAGUCCUCGGGUCCAUUUUCUAGCGAUGGACUUCCAGAAUCGGAUAUCAUUCAGCUGCACAUCAGCUGUCCGUCCGACAAGGAAGAGGAGAAGUCCUCCAAGGAGGAGUAUGAAAACGAAGAGAAGGAUAAAAAGGACAAAACGCCACGCAAAAUGUUGUCCCGCGACUCCAGUCAAGAAUACACAGACUCCACUGGCAUCGAUGUCCAUGAGUUUCUGGUCAACACACUGAAAAACAAUCCCAGGGAUCGAAUGAUGCUGCUCAAACUAGAACAAGAUAUCCUGGAGUUUAUAAAUGAUGACAAUAACCAGUAUAAGAAGUUUCCCCAGAUGACCUCUUACCACCGCAUGCUGUUGCACCGGGUGGCCGCAUACUUUGGCAUGGACCACAAUGUGGACCAGACGGGCAAGGCUGUCAUCAUUAACAAGACGGGCAACACGCGCAUCCCAGAGCAAAGGUUUUCUGAGCACAUUAAGGAUGAGCGCAACAUUGACUUCCAGAAAAAGUUCAUCCUGAAGAGAGAUGACGCUAGUAUGGACAAGGACGAUAAUCAGAUCCGUGUUCCGCUGCAGGACGGGAGGCGCAGUAAGUCCAUCGAGGAGCGUGAGGAGGAGUAUCAGCGGGUACGAGACCGGAUCUUUGCCCGAGAAGUGUCUUUUUCUUUACAGUCCUCUCAAAAUGGCUACAUCAACGACAACAGACUUUCCACUGAGGGCUACUCCUCUCAAAAGAGGAGGCAGAUCUUUAGGGGGAACCGUGAGAGCUCGAGCCGGGCGUCCAGUAGCCGUCAGAGCAGCACGGACAGUGACAUGAAGUGCCUGGAGCCGCGGCCCUGGAGCAGCACCGACUCGGACAGCUCCAACCGCACGCUGCGGCCGCCCGUCACCAAGGCCAGCAGCUUCUCGGGCAUCUCCAUCCUCACCCGCGGAGACAGCCUGGGCAGCAACAAGAGCUCCCAGGGCAGCUGCCGGGGCUCGCGUUCGGGCCUGCCCCUGGUGAGUCCGGACCUGUGUCCCCCAAGCCAAGUUCCCCAGUCCAGCCGCAGCCUGCUCCCCUGCCCGCCACAGCCCCAGCCGCCUCACGCCCAGCCCCCACCACAGACCGCCCUGCUCCCCACCCCACAGCAGCACCCCAUGGGGAACCAUAUGAUUGCCCAGCCAGUGACGUCAAUGCAGCCCUCCCAGUCCGUCUCCUACUCCAGCCCAACCUGUCCCCAGGUCCUCCUGCCCGUCUCUCCUCCCCAGCAGUACACCAUGGGAGAGGAGCUGGCCCCCCAGUUCAGCCAGAUGACCCUGAGUCGGCAGGGCUCCAGCGAGAACCCAGAGGCUCCACCCAUGUAUCAGACGGCCCCGCCCACCGCCGUGCUCGCCCAGCACCCGCCCCCCCAGACCAGCUACAUCAUGGCCACCGCCGGGCCGGCCAUGGCCCCGCCGUCGGGCUACCAGCCCGCCACGGGGCACCCACACCCGCCGCCCCCGCCUCCUCCACCCUCCCAGCCCGUCAUGCAGGCCCCGCCCCCACCGCAGGGCUACAUGCAGCCCCCUCCGCCCCAGCAGAUCCAGGUGUCCUACUACCCUCCCGGUCAGUACCCCGGCACGGGCCAGCAGUACCGCGUACCCCAGCCCAUAGCCCACCAGGUGUCCUACCCUGCGCAGCGAACACAGCCCAUGCCGCAGCCUGCACAGCAGUCGGGGCUCCAGACCAUGAUGCCCAGCCAGCAGCCUAGCUACCAGGGCAUGAUGGGAGUCCAGCAGCCCCAGAACCCAGGCCUCAUCAACUCCCAGAGGGCCGGCAUGGGGGGACAAAUGCAGAGCAUGAUGGUCCAGUACCAGCAGAUGCCCUCGUAUCAGAUGGAGUCGGGUCUCCCUGCCUGCGUCCAGGUGUCCGUGGGGAAUGAGUCCCAGCAGGUGCAGCAGCAGUACCAGCAGCAGGUCAUGGUGCCCGUCAGCCAGUCUGUCCAGGGGCCCAUGCCUGUCUACUACAGCGUUAUCACCCCUACACAGCAGACCAGCACAAGUCCAUCAGUAGGCUACCUGCAGCCCCCCAGCACGGAGCAGUACCAGAUCACCCAGUCCCCGUCCCCAUGCAACCCACAGCAGAUCCAGCAGCAAUAUUCAGGAGUGCCAGCCCCCGGUCCAGGGGUGAUGGUCAUGCAGCUCAGUGUCCCCAAUGGACCGCAGCCUACCCAGAAUCCUCCUCUGGUCCAGUGGAAUCCGUGCAAGUACUACAGCAUAGAGCAGAGGCCCAGCAAGCCAGGGGAGCUCUACAAGCCUGAGAACCCUCAACAGGCCGGUACUCAGCUGGCCAACAGCCCCCUGGCCUCCCCCACCCAGUCGCCCGCCCCGUCCCCCUCCGGCAGCGUGAACAGUGUGUGCCCUGGCCUGGGACCCCUGCCUCUCAUCUCCCAGUUCUCUCGGCCCGGAGGACCAGCACAAGGGGACGGACGCUAUUCCCUGCUGGGCCAGCCCCUGCAGUACAGCCUCUGUCCCCCUCCGCUCAUGCACGGACAGCCCUCCUACAACUCCCAUCAGGGCCAAGGAGCCAUGAAACACGGAGCGAGAGGGAAGAAACAGACGCUGAAGUCUCAAUCAACAGAUCUUGGCACCACUGAUGUCGUGGUCAGCCGCGUGCUGGAGGUGACCGACCUCCCCGAGGGGAUCUCACGCCCCGAGGCCCAGAAGCUCUUCAACCAGCUCUCGCUGUGCGGCGCUAGGAUCCAGUGGCUUAAGGACCCCCAGGGGGGCCGUGGGGGGGCAGGGGACAACGGCAGCCACCCCCACCACCACCACCACCACCCCCACCCCCACCCCCACCCCCAGCAGCAGCACCACCACCACGACCCGGCCCACCUGUACACGGUGGUGGCGGUGUUCCCCAGCACCAUGGCCGCACAGAGCGCUUCCUUCAAACUCAACAACAGCGGCGGCGGCCUCUUCAAGCUGCGCGCCGCCAAAAAGAACUACGACCUCCGCGUUCUGGAGAGGGCCAGCUCCCAGUGAGCAGGGGAGGAGGAGGAGGAGGAG
Molecule: messenger RNA, 4267 nt
Organism: Gadus macrocephalus (Pacific cod)
Lineage: Eukaryota; Metazoa; Chordata; Actinopteri; Gadiformes; Gadidae
Product: R3H domain-containing protein 2
Exons: 27
Coding region: 998-4243 (1081 amino acids)
Molecular function (GO): nucleic acid binding
Source: RefSeq, a predicted model, not a curated record